UCUGAGGCAGCAGCAGUUCCCCUGCGCUCUCCUCCUCCUGCAGGCUGCACUCAUACACACACAAACGCGCGGAAAGAUACAAACAGAGCGACGCACCAAAGCCAGUGAGAUACUGGAUGCAGAGUCUUGCAGGCUUUUUAUUUAGAAUCUUCAGGCAAAUACUAGCCCAAAAUCAACUCCGUCAAACUGCAAGUUGAUUUUUGAGGCACUUGCUUCCACUCUUGUCAACCUCCAGGCUUAUUUUGCUUUUAUAAAUCUUGCUAAAAUGAGGACAACAUUGCUCUGCAUUUGUGCCACUUUCCUGCUCAUGGCCACCUUGGUGCCGCAAACCACCGUGGCAGCAGAGUACUCCGUCAACUCUCACCAGCGUUGGGACGCCAGAGGAGCUUACAGUCUUGGAUCUGAAUCUGGUCACCCCACCUCUUGCCCCGUGAAACUUCGACCCUCUGGCCACUGUGGGAGCUCUGGAGCUGGGGGAGAGGACAGCGAGGAAUGCCCCUACCAGCUUACCUUGCCUCCUCUCACCAUUCAGCUGCCCAAGCAGUUCAGGCUGCUGGAAAAGACGAUGAAGGAGCUGCAGAGCCUCAAAGAGGUGGUGAACAAGCUGAAAAGCGGAUGCCAGGAGUGCCGUGGGGAGCGGAGCAAUAGGGUCUUUGGAUAUCAGCAAGCUGACGAGGGGCAGACACAGAUCCCCAUUCAAGGGGAUGCUGGAGAAGAUGCAGAGCUGGAUCUUCAGAGGGGGUCCAGCCAGGAGGAGAGGGGAGAUGGAAUGGUGCCUGGAGCUAUUUUGGACCGUGCCAGACUGGGGCAAGGUUCCAAUUUUGGGAAAAUCACGCCAAGCCCAAGCAGUAUGCAGGAGAUGCAGGUGAAACUGAACAGGAUGUCGGCCAGCCUGCGCAACGCCAGGAGCCAGAUAUCAGCUCUACAGGGCAGACUGGAGGGACUAAACCUGCUCAACAUUGACAACGUGCAGGCUAUGGUGGACAGACGGGUGGAGAACAUCACCGGAGUGGUCAACAAGCUGAGCUCCAGCUGUACUACCCAGUGCGCAGUGCAGAACAGCCCCCAGUUCAUCGUAGCCCCUCGGGACUGCUCGGACUAUAACGCCCUGGAGGUGAGGAAGAACGGUGUUUACAGAGUGACCCCUGACCCUCGCAAUGGAACAUUUGAGGUUUUCUGUGAAAUGGAGUCCUUCGGUGGUGGCUGGACUGUCGUACAGCAGCGCCUCGACGGAUCCGUCAGCUUCAACCGCACAUGGACUGAGUACAAGAAAGGAUUUGGGAACCUGAGAAGCGAGUUCUGGCUGGGCAAUGACCAUAUUCACUUGCUGACGAAGGCCAAGGACAUGAUUCUGCGCAUUGAGCUGGAGGACUUUGAGGGUGUCCGGGAAUAUGCAAAGUAUGACCAAUUCUACGUGGCUAAUGAGUACUUGCGUUACCGACUCUCCAUCAGCGGGUACAGUGGAACAGCUGGGAAUGCCAUCAGUUUCAACAGGCACUUCAACCACGACCAGAAGUUCUUCUCCACCCCCGACCGUGACAAUGACAUGUACCCCUCUGGAAACUGUGGCGCGUACUACAGCUCUGGCUGGUGGUUCGAUGCGUGCAUGUCUGCCAACCUCAACGGGAAGUACUACCACAAGAGGUACAAGGGUGUCAGGAACGGGAUCUUCUGGGGAACGUGGCACAACAUGACGACGGAGUACUACCCCACCAACUACAGGCAGGCCUUCAAGACCGUCAAGAUGAUGAUACGGCCCAAAAACUAUGUUCCUUAAGAGGACAGGGCAAUCUUCACACAAGGAGAAAAUUCAAGAACAUAAAACUCCACACCUUUUCGUGUAGCCAUUCACACAUGCUUACAUAAACACACACACACGCACACACACACAUACACAAAGACAAGUGGUAAAGAAAGUUUGACCUCAGUACCAACAAAAAUCAUUGUGAAAUAUCAUAUUGUGCCAUCCCAUUUUACUGUAUGUGAGCGUGGCCUUUGAAAUGUUGGAUUAAUAUGACAAUAAUAAUAAAAGAAAAAUCAUCUGUGAAAAAUGAGACUAUUUAAAAAAAAUAAAUAAAUUGCUGCGUAUAGGCCAGCCUCCUUCCGGGUGCUGUAAUAUUCCACGGGGCGUUAACGUGAAUAAUUUGUCACCAGUCCCUGACAUUUCUCCCACUUUCAUCCUGCUGCAUCGUGCUAUAAUCCCUGCUGAGACGCAGCACAGCACAGCACAUACCAGUAGUAAAAACUAAUGAGCUAUCAUUUUCUCUGCUGUAAAUGAUUUCAUAAUUAACAACGACCACUCAAGUGAGGGAGCUUAUGAUAGAGUUUUGUGUCUGAAAUUACUCAUAAAAGACAUCCUGCUGGGACUGUUUAAUUACACUGGGGCAGCGUGGUAAUGCAUCAUUAUCCUAAACAUUAUGAAAUUCGCCAGGGAAGACAUGCGGCCUUAGAGGUAUCCCUAUACUUCUACUUGUAUGGGGUAGAGCUUUGAUUACUAUCUGAUAAAUUGCUCUUGACACUUAACAGUUUCGAUUAUUUUCCCAUCAUUAUCUCUUGGUGCGCUGUACAGCUCUUAAUUGUUGACACAUUUUAAACUUUUUGAGAUUCUCCUUGUCAACCUUGUGUACAAUACUGCUAUCUAGUGUUAAAAAACUGUAUAGCACCAUUUAGUCAAUUUUAUACACACUGAAAGGCAAAGAUGGACUAAAGAAGUGUUCAUGUUUUGAUGUGUACAGUAUUUAUUUUACUUUGUGAUGUAACAGAGCUUUUAUAUUAUAUGUAUGGUUGAUCAUACAGUAUAAAGUCUAUACACUGUU
Poecilia reticulata (guppy) is the source of this 2816-nucleotide messenger RNA. RefSeq names its product fibrinogen-like 2a (gene fgl2a). The record is from RefSeq and is a predicted model, not a curated record. NCBI's taxonomy places the organism in Eukaryota, Metazoa, Chordata, Actinopteri, Cyprinodontiformes, Poeciliidae.